Messenger RNA from Colletotrichum navitas, 1396 nucleotides. RefSeq lists its product as uncharacterized. The record is from RefSeq and is a predicted model, not a curated record. The transcript is spliced from 5 exons. The coding region runs from base 125 to 1150 and encodes 341 amino acids. Lineage: Eukaryota; Fungi; Ascomycota; Sordariomycetes; Glomerellales; Glomerellaceae.
UGGUUCUCUUCGGUGGCAUGCCUUAAGUAGUUGCUCAUAGCGCCGAUUGUUUCAUACGGGGACUCCAUCUCCAUCAGAGACGCACAUCUCCGUGGCUUGCGUCUUCCAUCAAACGCCAGCCGUCAUGAAUCUACCGCCGCUCUCCCCCGAAGAGCUAGCGAGGGACGUGUCGCCAAUGGUCAUUGGCGUCGUUUCCAUGUGUCUGGUCAUUGCUACGGCCCUAUUGGCUCUCCGCCUCUGGACGCGACAUUACAUUCUGCAGAAAGUCGGCUGGGAUGAUUACACCGCAUGUUUCUCAUUGCUAUCGAUAUGGGGAUGCGGAGUCUCGAUCGCAGUCAUGACACGAUACGGUCUCGGGAGACAUCAGCAGACGGUUAAUACAUUGGAAGAGCACGUAAAAGUGUUCAAGUGCUUCUGGUGCACCGUCUUGUGCUAUGGCUGUGGACACCUGUCUUUCAAGAUGGCCUUCCUGGUUCAGUAUUACAAUGUGCUUUGCACUCCAAACAUGCGAAAGAUCUACAUUGCGGCGAUGAUUUUCAUCGGGCUGUGGGGGUUGGGCAACUUCUUCGUCAUUGUCAACUUCUGCGACCCCCUCGUGGGCUUUUGGGACCCUCGCGUCCCCGCCAGGUGCUUGGACCAGAAGGUCCUGUUUUACGCUUUCAGUUCCGUCAGUAUCACCACGGACGUCAUCAUCUACCUGCUGCCGCUUCCCGCCUUGUCCAAGCUGAAAGUACCCCGUUCUCAAAAGAACUAUCUGUUGGGCAUCUUCAGCCUCGGCUUCCUCGUCGUGGCCAUUGCCAUAAUCCGUCUUCGUUACCUCGACAUCGGACCCGACUUCACUUGGGCGAACGUGGAGCCCGCGAUGUGGUCGAUGGGCGAGCUGACGGGGGCCAUGGUCUGCCUCUGCCUGCCCACUCUAAAGGCUCUUGGGUCGCGUCUGGGCCUCGUCUCCGCCGAUGUAGAGAACCCUGAGACCUCCCCUUCAGCGAACCAGAACAUUGGCAGGUCGAUUUCUUCGGGCCCCGUGACCGUUGAUACCGGUACGACGAACUCGCCGAGGAAGUCGCCCAUCGAUUUCUCCAAUUUCGUGGAGGAGAGUGGGCAGUUCCACAACGGGAUGUUCCGCCAGACCCCCUCGCUGCCAGUAUGAAGAGGAUAUAUGUCAUAAAUCAGAGCACACAGCAGGGCAUUGGAGAAUUCAGGUCUGAAAGGCUGGAUUCCAUAAGCAUAACUAUAGAAAGAAUAGUUCUAUAUAUAUAUAUAAAGAGGUAAGAUAUACAAGUAAUAAGUGAAAUACUAUAAAAUAGUACAUAACAAGACUGUUGCAGACUAUAGAAGGCGGUUAAAGCUAUGUCUGUCUUGUUUGUAUAAUAAAUUCACUACGAUGUCAACUAGA